Molecule: messenger RNA, 2616 nt
Organism: Ophidiomyces ophidiicola
Lineage: Eukaryota; Fungi; Ascomycota; Eurotiomycetes; Onygenales; Onygenaceae
Exons: 4
Coding region: 1-2616 (871 amino acids)
Source: RefSeq, a predicted model, not a curated record
AUGCUCUCCAUGCCGGGCUGCACUCGCCUCACCGAUGGUACGCGCAUGGAAUAUAAAGAAUGGACUUUGUACCCUAGCCCUGCUUGUGGAUAUGCUGCCGACAUCUUGCUAAUAUGCGCCUCACAGUGGUCUCGUCUGAUCGGAGCCGCUCCCUCGCCCUCCUCCAGACACCCGCGUGGCAACGCCGUUGCUGAACGGCACACGGCAUUCAAGCACGUCUACAACACCCUCUACCAAAUAUGGCGCAAUUCCCCCUCUUUAACCCCCGAGUCCCCGUCUAUCCCACGUAUUCGCAACUGUCUCGACCGCCUCAAUGCAGUCCUAGCCGACGAGUCCAGAGGCCCGGCGCCACAUCCAUGCCUCAGCUUCGCUGCCACGCCACAGGUCUAUUUAACCAUUGCCAAGCUGGCAUUGUCGACAUACGAUCCUCACAUCGUCGCCGCAACCACCGUGUUCUUUACUGUGCUCAUAGACGCCGAGGUCGAGGGCGUCGUGGACAGCACCGCCUUUUCGAGAGCCUUAGUAGAUCUAGUACGCAGGGCAAGCUGCACUGGAGAAGAAUGCGAAAGCAAAUUGGUUGAGUUGAUGUUCGGCGUUGCAAACAAUAUCCGCCUACAGCCCGCCAUCUUACCGGCGUGGUUUUUCCCCAAGGAGCCUGUAACAGAGGCAGAUGCGAGAGAAGCCGGACAGCUGUUUGCGGGAGCGACACGAAAGGAUGACUUCCCUCUUUUUUAUCUGCUACUAGAAUACGUGCAUUGUUCUGGAAGACAGGGUGAUUUUGCCCGGACCGGCCUGCUCUACAUCAUCGAAACAGCAUCCAAGGCUAAGAAUCUGGAGCGGUGGUUGAUUGAAAGUGACUUGGCUACGCUGAUGGCUACCGGCCUAGGAGGUUUGUACAGCCAACUCAGCAGGGUAUUACCUUCCAUUCAUGACAUUGAGAUCCCUCCGAUCAUUUCUCUGUCUGACGAUACUCACCCAAAAGUCUUCUUUUGUCAUGAUCUUGGCCACAACAUGGAUUCAUUCCUCUCAUAUUUAUUGUUCUGGCAAGACGCCGUUGACCACUGCCGGUCCACUGAGCUGAAUGAUACCCUUCUAGAUCAUUUUCAGGUCUUGUUUCUCGAACAAUUGCUAUACCCGUCUUUACUUGAGUCAUCCGACGUCGAUGGAGGAUCAACACCUGCUGUCACAACCUAUUUAUCUCGGAUCUUGGAGUCAAUUGAUCAGCCCGAGUUAAUACAUCGUAUCCUCCAUUUCUUACUAGCAUCUCCUUCGCAACAUGACUCUCAAGCCAUCAAGCAGGUCGAGAAACCGAAAAUGUCGGUUAGUCGCCGCAAGUCAUUAGAUAUCUUAGCUGUGUUUGCAGAAGCCGCAGCGAUACCAUCUCCCACCUUAUUUAACUUGGUCGAUCUGGUUUCUAUGGGUAUCAAGUCUAAUAAUAUUCAAACUCUUGUGGCCACAUUGCGACUCAUGACGGUUAUCAUGGAGCGCCACCAGCACUUUACCAAAUUUCUUCUCAAAACAAGAGAGAAAUCAGAAGCAGAGUCCCUCCAGAGGUCACAUGGUGCCCUUAAUGCAGAGUUACAAGGUCUCCUCGGUCUUGCAGCCGCGAUUGACGGCCGCCCCAUAUUAGACCAAUCGUACUCCACCUACGUCGCCAGUGCGUUAGCUGCGCUAGCUUCGCGAUCUACGAUGAUACCGUUGAAUCAGGCGAUUCCACGCCCUAGCUCACUAUUGCACAACGAUGGCAGUAUAUUCAAGGGCCUUCUAGACCUUCUGCGACGUUUCUUUGUCAACGGCGUUACUACGAAUCUUGCCCUGACCAGCGCAGUUGCAGCGUUGGCCACCUCGAACCUAAUUUCCUUAGACGGCUGGCUCCUUGUUCCGCCCAAGAAAUACCAUCUACCCAACAACGGGUGCAAGCAACCGACUAAAACUGCGCUGUCCCCGAGUCAACAAUCUUGUGAUGGAUCCCUUGCAUAUCAACAACCGUCCUGGUCCGGCGGCGAUACCCCUACUCUGACAUCCGUCCUAAAUUCACUCGUGCGCCGCAUACAAAGUUGGCGCAAAUCAAUAUCGGAUUUUGACAACUUGGUCGCAGGCCGUAGAGCCCUGUUGUCCCUUUCGGAGCCGGAGACACGUGAAGCAGAAUCCAGCCAGACUGCUCGGGCUGUUGGCGAUCGUCGCGAAAAGACUUCCAGAGGCCGCAAUUCGGUUCGGAUACGAGGGUGGGAUGAUAACUACCCAUCCAGCGGGGCCAAGUCGCGCUCCCUCUCACAAGAUUCCGGCUCUUCCACCCGUGCUUCUUCCGCUCAUCUCGCUCCGGCGUUGCCGUGUUCGCGGGCCGCCGUUCCGGGCAGCUUAACCAAUCUCCAUGAACGGCUUGCUGGUCUGUUCUCCACAGAGCUUUGUCGGUCCUCGGAAGUCACUAGCCCUAGUACGCUAGCUUUUGACCCUGACUCGGUUGAAGCUGGGGUAGAUCUGCAAGAUGUGACCUUGGGACAUGUCUUGACAAAUAUUGUGAUAUUAUAUGAUUUCGUCCUUGAGCUUACAGCACUUGUGCAAAUGAGAGGCAGUAUGUUUCAAGAAGUAGAAUUUGGAUCCUUGGUCGAAUUGUAA